Molecule: messenger RNA, 1398 nt
Organism: Chaetomium globosum CBS 148.51
Lineage: Eukaryota; Fungi; Ascomycota; Sordariomycetes; Sordariales; Chaetomiaceae
Exons: 1
Coding region: 1-1398 (465 amino acids)
Molecular function (GO): protein binding
Source: RefSeq, a predicted model, not a curated record
AUGGAAACCGAAGGCAUGGAAACCGAAGGCAUGGAAACCCAAGGCAUGGAAACUCUCGAGAAGCUCCUAGCUUUCAAUACGGUCGAGGACAUGAGGUCAGCGUGGCUCGCAAUACCCCAAGAAACCCGCGAAUCCAACUGGCUGGGCAUGAUGAAAGCUGCGCUGGACUCUCGGCUCGAGAGCGUCGCCAUGCUGCUAGUAGCCACCAUCGGAGCAGACCGCACGCCAGGCUGGGCCGUGACAGACGUCUUUUCCGUCCUCGUCAUAUGGUACUCAAAACUGCCGGAAGCUAGCCGGAAGGACCAGCAGAUCCAACUCCCCCAGUUACUCAUUCACCUCCUCCGCUAUUUUCCUCCGAGCAGCUACCGGUUCCAACAAUGGACCCUCGGGCAAACCAUGUCCGACUGUGACCCCGAUUUGGUGGCCGAGAUAUACGCAGCGCUACAAGAGCACAAGCACCCUCUUCACUGGAACACCAAGCUCAAGAUCGCAGGGUGUCUUACGAAGAACACAAAGUACAAGCUGGCUGCGCUCAGGCUUUUUGAGAGUCUUUUUGACGACCCCAAAGCGGAUAUCCACGGCCGUCGCUGUGCGGCAUUGGCUACCGAGCUCUUCACAUUGCCCCAUGACUGGAAAGACCGGCGGACACCGGUAGAGGUGCGAUUGCUCGCCGAAGCGUUCGAGCGUGUCGUGGGUCGCGGCCUCUCUCCAAACAUCGUGACAUAUACGGCCAUGAUUCGGGCCUUGUGUUCAACCAACCAGCUGGACGCGGCUUGGAAAAUCUACGAGGUCAUGCGCAAUGCAGGCACCACGCCGGACGCCCACGUCUUUUCUGUCCUCCUGAACGGGGCCAAGCGUGCUCUCCGCCUUGGCUCGGCCAUCCGAGUCAUGGAAGAAGCAACACCCGAUGCCUUGCGAGAACCUUACAUCUGGAACGACCUGGUGCACACCAUCCUUUUGGCUGCGAUGGAAGAAGCUCCCCCGAUCACGCUCAGCCAGACCCCGGAUCCUCUACCGGCCUUUCCCUCCAUGCUCAAGGUUUAUUCCAAGUUCUUCGAUGUGAAGCCCCUGGAAAAGCUCAUACCUGGUGGCUUGGACGUCCCGACAAAUCAUAUUAUUACGGACUUGGCUUGGCAUGAGAAGUUGGGCCCGUUCAUCGAUCAACUACCCGCCGCCGCCCCUGAUAAGCUCGUCAGGCCCGGCCUCGAAAUCCUAGGCAUCAUGCUGACGGGCUACACCAAGAGCCUCUCUACCACCGACGACAUCCUGUCCUUUUACACGCACUUCCGAGGCUUACUAUCCAAGCGAGACCCGCUUCGCUAUCAAACUCCUAGAAGAAGAAUACACGCCCCUACGACCUCGUUCUCAAUUUUAUAUCUCGCCGCCCCGGGAUGCUAG